AUGUUAACAUAUCGUGACGGCACUGUUGCACAAGAUAAUCCUUCAUUGAAAUUGUAUCCUGAUUCAUUUUUGAUUCAACUCUAUACAGAUGGGAUUAGAGUUACAAAUACAAUUGGUCCUAAAAAAGACGACCAUAAACUACAAUUAUAUUAUUUUGUUUUAGAAGAUUUACCAGAUGUUGUACGAUCUAUGCUACAAUCGAUGGGUCUUGUUGAAAUAUGCUCUACAAAAUAUUUAUCAUCACAAACCAAUCGUAUAAAAUAUUUUGAACCUAUCGUCAAAGAUUUAAAUUAUUUACAAGCAACAGGUCUGACUGUCAUGACAUUCAAUGGUCGACUACAUUUUGUAUUUAUCUUAUUGGCAGCCGACCAUCUUGUAUCAAAUGAUAUUGGCGGUUUUCAACGUAAUUUUUGGUUCUGGGCAAUUCUGUCGUUUAUGUCACGUAUCAUAUCAAUUUUUAUGUCUUCACCUGUCAAAAGAACAAAAGAAAAAUUCGGGAAAGGCUAUGGAUGUCGUGCAAAAAGAAGUGAAGCUUUAUCUGCUAAAUACAAAUAG
Molecule: messenger RNA, 555 nt
Organism: Rotaria sp. Silwood2
Lineage: Eukaryota; Metazoa; Rotifera; Eurotatoria; Philodinida; Philodinidae
Source: the annotation of a GenBank genome assembly